AUGGUCUUCAAGCCCUUCAAACCUCCUUUAAUAAGGAAACCACAACAAUCCCAACCAUCGUCGUCAUCGAAUGAAACCAGGACCGAACCUGUCCCGCGAGAAACUAUCACCAUCACAGAUGACCAGGAUGCACCUCCGGCCAAAAAACAGCGUUUGCAGACAGAGUCAGCGCCGCGGAGACCUUUGCUUCAGGUGAGGAAUCAAGGUGGGUUGGGUGGUGGUGAGAAUGGUGAGAAAGAGAAGAAGACAAUUGGAGGUGGGGAUGGGAAUAGGAAUGGGGGUGGAGAGGAGAGGUUUUUUAAUGUCCUAUGGCGCAAACCAACCACCAAAAAGAACAAAACCUGGGACGGAGACGGUAUCCUAACGAUCCGCGACGGCUACGCCCAUCUACAAGAUAUUUCAGGGAAAGAAAUGGGCCGUAUAAUGUACGGAUCGAAACUCGAUUCCGGUACGAUGCUGUCGAUUGGGAGUAAAGAGGUCGAGGUUGACUCGGAGAUUCCGAGGAAAGAGUACAUGUCGGGCAGGGUUUUUCUUGAGAAUAAUACCGCUUCGGUUACGCCAUCUGUGUCUACGAAACAGUUCAUUCCUUUGGCGGGUCAGAAUAAGACGGGGACGAGGAAUGCCGCUACGCCGGGGGUUAAUGCUGCUACUGGUGGAAGUGCGGCGUCUGUCUCGAAAAGCACCACUGCCAAGUCGACCAGUGCGUAUAAGACGCCGUUGUUAGAGACGACGGUCAUACCGCAGAAGAAAAGUCUCCCUAGCCCACGGCAUGAUCCGAAAGCGCCCGGAGCGUUGGUAAUGAAACGGCCUGAUUCAGCGCCGAAGGGAAAACAGAUUGUCGAUGUGGUUGUUGAUCCUAUUCUAGGUAAGCAUCUUCGCCAACAUCAGCGAGAAGGUGUGCAGUUCCUCUACGAGUGCGUGAUGGGAUUGCGGUCGUUCAAUGGCGAAGGGGCGAUCCUGGCCGAUGAUAUGGGACUCGGAAAGACACUGCAGACGAUUACGCUGCUGUGGACGCUGCUGAAGCAGAAUCCGAUUUAUGAAAGUCCUCCGGUCGUAAAAAAGGCUCUUAUUGUUUGCCCAGUAACGCUGAUCAGCAACUGGAGAAAGGAAUUCCGGAAGUGGCUGGGCAAUGAGAGAAUUGGAGUCUUUGUCCUCGACGAUAACCGGAAGCGAUUGACAGAUUUCACUAUGGGCAAAGCUUAUAGCGUUAUGAUUGUGGGAUAUGAGAAGUUGCGGACUGUCCAGGAAGGACUCACGAGAGGCAAUGGUGUCGAUAUCAUCAUUGCAGAUGAAGGGCAUCGGCUGAAGACACUGCAGAACAAGAGUGGCCAGGCAAUUCAGUCGUUGAACGCCGCGAAGAGGGUUAUUCUCUCUGGCACUCCUAUUCAGAAUGAUCUGAGAGAGUUCUUUGCGGCAGUGGACCUGGUCAACCCUGGUGUCUUGGGAACUUUCAAGGCCUUUGUUAGGGAAUUCGAAACGCCAAUUGUGAGAAGCAGACAACCGGAAGCAACGCGGAAAGACAUCGAGAAGGGAGAGGCCCGUGGUGAAGAGUUCAGGGAGCUCACAUCCAAGUUCAUGCUGCGCAGAACAGCAGAUAUCCUGGCCAAAUACCUCCCGCCCAAGACGGAAUACGUCCUCUUCUGCAACCCUACGCACGCCCAGGCCAAUUUCUACAAGCAUGUCCUCGCCUCACCUGCAUUCCAAAGCGUCCUUGGCAACUCUGAAAGUGCCCUACAACUGAUCACCAUCCUCAAGAAAGUUUGCAACAGCCCAUCCUUACUCUCCGCGCAAAACGUCAACGACACACCCAGCGAAACAAUCACAUCCCUCCUCUCCUCCAUCCCCCCCAAACUCGCCCGCAUCACUCUCAACUCCCCCGGCAUGAGCGCCAAAAUCCGCGUCCUCGACCAACUCCUCCACAACCUCCGCACAAAAACAUCCGAGAAAAUCGUCCUCGUGUCAAACUACACCUCCACCCUGGACCUCCUCGCCAAACUCCUCUCCUCCCUCUCCCUCCCCUUCCUCCGCCUCGACGGCUCCACCCCAGCCGCAAAACGCCAGUCCCUAGUCGAAGACUUCAACCGCCUGCCCGCCUCCGUCUGCUUCGCCUUCCUCCUCUCCGCAAAAGCAGGUGGCACGGGCCUGAACCUUAUCGGCGCAAGCCGUCUCGUUCUCUUCGACGUUGACUGGAACCCAGCGACUGACGUGCAGGCGAUGGCGCGGAUACACCGGGAUGGACAGAAACGGCAUUGUCGGAUCUAUCGCGUUUUGCUGAAGGGGAGUCUGGAGGAGAAGAUUUGGCAAAGGCAGGUUACGAAGAUUGGAUUGGCGGAUAGUGUUAUGGAGCGGAAGGAUGGGGUUGCGCAGUUCUCGAGGAAUGAGCUUAAGGAUUUGUUUCGGUUGGAUGAGAGCAGUCUCUGCCAGACGCAUGAGCUGCUGGGGUGUGAGUGUGGGGGCCGGGGUGUCACUCCUCCGAAUAAGCAUGAGCCGGAGGGCUCUUCUAUUAGGAGAGAAUCACCGGAACGAAACAAUGAAGAAGAGGAUAACGAUGAUGAAGACGAAAUCCCCGACCUCCCCGACUUCCCAACCCUCCUCAAAGCCUCCGAAGUCGACAUGGAAGAACAAGAGCGUCUCAUCCGCCAACGCCAACGUCAACGCACCCGCCCAUCCAAAUCCAACCGCGACCCCAACACCAAUGAUAACGAAGACGAAGAAAACGAACCCAUCAACCAAAAGAACAAAAUGCAGCAGUCGCUCGCUGCCUAUACGCACAUCGACCCGCUCUUGAUGUCGGAGUCUAAAAUCGCAGAGCAUGAUGUCAUGAAAGCGAUUGACGAUGAUGAUGUUUUGUUUCCGUUAGUUCAGGAGGAGGAUAAUCGGGUUGGGUUUAUUUUUAAGAAGAGAGGUGCUGCUCCUACCAGUGAUACUACAUCUGUCGAGGUAGGUGAUGGAGAUGAAGGUGCGAAGGAAGUUGGGGAAAGCUCUGCUUCUAGCCCGAUUGUGCUGGAUUAA
Messenger RNA from Aspergillus chevalieri, 3012 nucleotides. It is a transcript of the gene RDH54, whose product is annotated as DEAD/DEAH box helicase. Gene Ontology annotation, molecular function: ATP-dependent chromatin remodeler activity; DNA translocase activity; ATP binding. Gene Ontology annotation, cellular component: nucleus. The transcript is spliced from 2 exons. Gene Ontology annotation, biological process: double-strand break repair via homologous recombination; reciprocal meiotic recombination. Lineage: Eukaryota; Fungi; Ascomycota; Eurotiomycetes; Eurotiales; Aspergillaceae. The record is from RefSeq and is a predicted model, not a curated record. Bases 1 to 3012 code for a protein of 1003 amino acids.